UUCUCUUUCAUAUUGAUGGAGAGCUCCUAUUUCUGCGUGUUCAAGGGGGCUCGCCUCUUUCUCUCUCUCCAGAUCCUCAUGAUCUGCUUCAUGCACAAAGGCCAUACUUAUGGAGUGGAAGGGAAGAUUGCAAGCCUUACUGCAUCAAUCAGCUCUCUAUUGCCUUCUCCUUCUUGCUCGCCUUCCACCAGCAAAGCUAGCAGCCGAAAGUCGACCUUGGAAGUAAUUCACAAGUAUGGCCCAUGCUCUCACCUUGUUCAAGGCCCCAAUCCUCUAAAUCACACCAAACUCCUGCUCCAAGAUGAAUCAAGGGUCAAGUGGAUUCAGUCCCAAUCCUCCAACGGCGGCGACGGCCUAGAAGGUUCGGCCGCGGCCAGACUCCCGGCGAGGUCCGGCGAAACCAUCGGCACUGGCAAUUACGUGGUGACAAUCGGCCUCGGCACGCCGAAAAAGGACCUCACUCUCGAUUUCGACACCGGCAGUCACCUUACAUGGACCCAUUGUGAGCCAUGCACCGGAUCAUGCUACAGUCAGUCCGAACCGCUCUUUAACCCAUCUCAAUCGUCGUCCUAUGCUAAUAUCUCGUGCACCUCGACGUCUUGCCCUCAACUUGGUCAUUAUUCGGGAUGUUCCGGAACGACAUGCCUAUAUUCCAUUCGAUACGGCGACCAAUCAACUACGGCUGGCUUCUUCGCAACCGAGAAGUUGACUCUAACGCCGACGGAGGUGAUCAACAAUUUUGAAUUCGGCUGCGGACAGGACAACCAAGGCCUUUUCCACGGAUCAGCAGGUUUGAUGGGACUAUCAGAUGACAAGAUCUCCAUCGUACAUCAAACCGCGGCCAAAUAUGGCAAGUAUUUCUCCUACUGCUUGCCCUCCUCCCCUAGCUCCACCGGAUACUUGACUUUUGGCAAAGACAGCGGAGCAUCGAGCUCCGUUAGCUUCACCCCGUUAUCAAAGGUCCCACAAGGCGCGCAGUUGUACGGAAUAAGUAUCGAAGGAAUCAGUGUAAGAGGAAAUCCCCUAUCGAUACCAUCGACGGUUUUUUCAAGUGGAGGCGCCAUCAUCGACUCGGGAACUGUCAUUACCCGAUUGCCUCCGACAGCUUAUAGUGCCAUGAGAGAUGCAUUUAGGACAGCAAUGGCGAAUUACACGAGGGCACCGGCGUUUAGCCUUUUCGAUACUUGCUAUGACUUUAGCAAAGAGAGCACAGUCGUGGUCCCAUUGAUAACGUUCUCUUUCGCCGGCGGAGUCGAAGUCAAUUUGGACCUUAGCGGAAUAUUUUACGUUGUCAAGGCCUCUCAAAUUUGCCUAGCCUUUGCAGCGAAUCGUGCUGAUAGUAAUCUGGGCAUCUAUGGUAACACGCAGCAGCAAACGUUUGAGGUUGUCUACGACGUUGCCGGAGGGAAGCUCGGUUUCGGUUCGAAUGGCUGCUCCUAAGAUGGAUGUAAUAAAACGAAUGCUAUUUAUAGAUAUACUCGAUGGCACCUAGGAGUAUACAAAAUGAAUGUGUCAUCGUGAGUUCAACGUUCUGAAUAGUAACUAUUGCAAAUUGAGAAUAAUGGAAGUGCUCUCUCUUACUACGCCCUUCUUUGGUGUCGUUCCACGUCAACAUGUGUGAGUUACAAAUUGUGGACA
Messenger RNA from Rhodamnia argentea, 1638 nucleotides. RefSeq names its product aspartyl protease family protein At5g10770-like. Gene Ontology annotation, molecular function: aspartic-type endopeptidase activity. The transcript has 3 exons. NCBI's taxonomy places the organism in Eukaryota, Viridiplantae, Streptophyta, Magnoliopsida, Myrtales, Myrtaceae. Bases 16 to 1440 code for a protein of 474 amino acids. The record is from RefSeq and is a predicted model, not a curated record. Gene Ontology annotation, biological process: proteolysis.